AUGAAUUAUUCAAUCAUCCAAUUGGCUCGAGAGCAAUUAAAUGUAUUUGAAAAUGAUUAUCAAGUGCUGGUAAAAAAAAUCAAUCUCUCUCUCUUUACUUUGUCUAAAACCAAUCUCAGCAUGGAAGAAAAGGAAAAAGUGUGGAACGGAUUAUUAGAGUAUACCAAGAAUAUUAUCAGGAGAGUGGAGGAAAUUUUAGAAAAGUUAGAAGGGGUGCGUUUUUCGCUUAAUGAAAUAGUGCUACAUGAGGAAAAAGAUAAUUUAAUUCAGGAAUAUCAUUUAUUAAUAAAAAAAUUACGAGAAGAAAAAGAAACUAUUCUCCGCCAAAAGGAAAAAAAGAAAAUAAUUAUUACCCCUCUCCGCCAAAAGGCAGUCAAAACCGGUUACUGUUAUUUUUGUGAUAUUAGUAUCGCCACCGAUUUUCCCUACAAAUUGAAAAUGGAGGAGCAAAAUACGCUGGGAAUUGAAAUUGUUGAAGGAGCCGCUUUCUGCUCCCAGGAGUGUUUGCUAAAUUAUUGUAAGGAGUAUAAGAACCGAGAAAAAAUGCGCCAAGAGGAAGAAAAAAAGAACAAAGAAAAAAUCGCUCGCGACCGACAAAUGAUUACGGAAAUUCAGGGGCAAAUAGCCAAUUUGACCUCAAGAAUAAACCGAUUGGAACAAAGAGAACGCGAAUUGGAAUUGUUGCCUGAAAGUUAUCAAGUAGAACGACCAGAAAAUACCGGUUUCUGGCGUCGCCUCGGUCAAAAACUUGGUUUAGCCAAAAAACCUAGCCCGCUGUCGCGGCUGGAAAGAGUGAGAAAAUUGAAAGGAGAAUUGAGUAUUCAAUUGGAAAAAACCGGAGAAAAAUUACAAAAAAGUUUGAUAAUCCUUUCUUUAGACGAACAAAAGGAACAAGAAAGAAAAAGGCUGGAGAAAAAAAACCUCCUUGAAAAAAAGAAAGUUUCUGCGCACGAAAAAGAAUUGCUUGAUGAAUAA
This is a messenger RNA of Racocetra persica, 975 nucleotides long. The record is from the annotation of a GenBank genome assembly. NCBI's taxonomy places the organism in Eukaryota, Fungi, Glomeromycota, Glomeromycetes, Diversisporales, Gigasporaceae.